Messenger RNA from Xylaria bambusicola, 1656 nucleotides. RefSeq lists its product as uncharacterized. Bases 402 to 1430 code for a protein of 342 amino acids. The transcript has a single exon. Lineage: Eukaryota; Fungi; Ascomycota; Sordariomycetes; Xylariales; Xylariaceae. The record is from RefSeq and is a predicted model, not a curated record.
GCUGUCACAAUCAAUCAAAGCAGUAUGUCAAUUGCUCACACUCCAUGAUACAAACUCCCGGCUCACGCUAGAUACAACAGCAUGGCAAUUUAUCCAUUCCAUCCCAUCGGCCGGGAAGAUUUUGCUUAUUUCACUGUUUUCCCAAGUUUGUGGCGCUCCUUGCCUAGUUUUUGGGUUUCUCGGCUAUAUAGGUUUGGUCGAUUUUACGGCCCUGAUUCCUGGUUCUAGUCCAAACGAAGUGGGAAGCAGGGACCCAGUAUCUGGAUAUCGAUAGAAUCUGUAGUACAGAGGUCUUAGGCCACUUAUUCUAGUAAAGCAAUCUCUCUCUGAACAUCUUCAUGAAGCUGUAACUAUAUUUAAAUACCUAUAUCAGUCCCAGCAAUUAGCUCUUCUUCGCGCAUAUGGGAUUGAGUCGAAGUGCCCGGUAUUUCACCACCCGCAGCCAUCUCAGCAACCCUGCUUACCCGGGUGCACUACGAAAAGCGGUAUCUUAUCUUGUCGACUUGUCUGCAAAAGGCUAUCCCGUGUUGGGGAAGAUGUCGUCUUUGUCCCAAGAGGAUUGGUUACAAGGGCAGGUGCGUGGUCAUGCCCAAGGCAAUAGUCCCCAAGGAGUCAAUUCUCAAGGAGGUAGCUCCCAAGACGAUGAUGCCCUAGGUGGUGUUUUUCGUGAUCUGGGGGCUGAGGAGGAUGCCCUACUGGCAGAUCCGCCGGCAUGGCUUAAACCAAUUCAUCUGAGAUGGCGACACCAUUAUUUACGGAUACACAUACGUAGUGGUAUCGAUAGCAAUGAUCCACCAGAGGAUUUUGCUGAUUAUGGAGAUUAUGAACAUGCGAAACUUGCGAUUCACACCCUAUUAGCUAAUCCACCACCGUGGCUCAAAAAGAUCUAUAGAUGGAGCCGUCAGCAGUAUCUAGAGAUACGUAACGAGAGUGCUCUAGACACGCUUCGGCUUCACGAAAUCGUUAACAAUCCACCACCAUGGCUCCAAAGGAUCCCAAAGGAACACAGAUUUGAAUAUUUAUGGAUACACAGAGAAUCUUCUAUCAUUGCUGAGGAUAAUGACCUCUCAUUGGAACCUGCUCUAGAUAACUUAAACGACGAUUCGAUUGAUGCACUUCUAGCUAAUCGCGAUCAGAUGCCAAUGUAUCUUCAAGCCAUUAAACCAUCUUGCCAACGUAACUAUUUAUUGAUACACCAAGCGAGACGUGCCGCAGACCUUCAGAGUGCCUCAUCACGACCUGCGGUUCCUCAAGCACCUUCACUUGUUUCAGCACGAUCGGGCGUAAUAACACUAACGCCUUCACGUUCCCAGGGCGGCGAUUCCCCGGCUGGUGGUUCCCAAAGCGGUGACUGGCAAUCGCGAUUGCUUGAGAGCUGGAGGAGCCUAGGUGGUGGUAUCUCUCACCAAGCCCAUCACAGCAAUUUGUAGCACCAGCGCAGCUUCAAAUAGACCGGCAAGCAUAAUUCGCAAUUAUCAUGACAAUUUCCUCCAUCUGGCUGGGCGUGAGCACCUAGGGCCUAAUAAUAAAAUAGGGAAUCCAGUUAAUAAGAACCCCAAACAGUAGCAGCAUGUAGUGGGUUUGCUUGAAAUUGGGGAAAUGCUUGUUGUCUUCAUGAAUCUACUCGAGUUUUUGAUUCUCUAUGGAAAUUCUUGC